This is a messenger RNA of Lactuca saligna, 414 nucleotides long. NCBI's taxonomy places the organism in Eukaryota, Viridiplantae, Streptophyta, Magnoliopsida, Asterales, Asteraceae. The record is from the annotation of a GenBank genome assembly.
AUGGUGAAUUUCAAUAUGCACACCAUGACAUCUUUUUCUCAUAUGCUAGUAUCUUCAACUAAGAUUCCUAUGCUUAUUCCAAAAUAUUAUAAUCAAUGGGUUGAUCACAUGGAGGAUUAUCUAAAUGGACUGGAUGAAGAACUUUGGGAUUGUAUUGAUGGAAACAAUCUUCCACCAAGGAAUGUUCAAAAUAUUGGUUCAUUUGCUACAUCUCAAACUGUUAAUGAUCAUACUGAAAGACUAAAGAAGAAUGAGAAAAUAUGUAUGAGGGAGUUGCGUGGUGCAUUGCCUCCAGUUGUUUACAACUAUGUCAGAAGUUGGGAGCUCUCUUCAAUAAUCCCAAGAGCUCCUCUUGAUCUUCAUCGUGUUCAUCAGUUAAUCACUUACUCCAUCCAGGUUCUUCGAUCCGACUAA